This is a messenger RNA of Haplochromis burtoni (Burton's mouthbrooder), 4131 nucleotides long. RefSeq names its product suppressor of tumorigenicity 14 protein (gene st14). The coding region runs from base 233 to 2752 and encodes 839 amino acids. Gene Ontology annotation, biological process: acrosome reaction; proteolysis. The record is from RefSeq and is a predicted model, not a curated record. The transcript has 19 exons. Gene Ontology annotation, molecular function: protein binding; serine-type endopeptidase activity. Lineage: Eukaryota; Metazoa; Chordata; Actinopteri; Cichliformes; Cichlidae.
AAGUCGGUUUCAGGUGUUUCAGCAUUCCCAGACGACUCAGGAAGUGAGUGCUGAAGCUUUGAUUCGUUGUCAAGAAGCUACAAGAUUUACUUAUUUACUUUUUACUGAACACUACAGCUUCAAGGUCCGAACCUCUGCUGAAUUUUUGUGAAGGAGAACAAACUAACAAGCUACAGAAAACAAAAAGGGUUGUCUCGAUCCCGUGGGACUUCUCUUGGAUCCUUCUUUGAAGAUGCAUUCCGCCAGAUAUGGGAAAGAUGGUCACAGCAAACAUGAGCGGAUCGACUUUUUAACCCAAAAAGAGAAGGCACCACCAAAGAGCAAGACUGGCAUCGUGAUUGGUGUUGUUGUGGCACUUCUCAUCCUUUCAGCCGUCGCAGCUUUCCUCAUUUGGUUUUUUGUCUUUAAAGAUGCUGAUUCAGAUGCCGCCCUCAGUAAGCAGCUCCGUCAAUCAGUACCGGUUUUUAGCGGGCGUAUGACGCUGGUUAAUCAACCUUAUGACCAAAACCUGGAGGACACCAACAGCCCAGAAUUCCAGGCUCUGGCAGAAAAAUUGGAGACAGUUCUGGGGAACUAUUUAAAGAGAGAUCCAAUCCUUGAAAAAUACUACACCAAAUCUGUAGUCACUGCAUUCAGCGAGGGCGUGAAAGCCUACUACUGGUCUCAGUUCAACAUUCCACACAGCGACCUGGAGAUGAUACCGGACGUUUCAGAGGAGCGGAUCUUGGAUGCACUGGAGAGUGGCAUUAGGCAAAGCCGCUCGGCAAGUGCCCCUGAUGUCAAGAUCAGUCAAGUCACUGCCUCACUCACGGAUUCUCGUAUGGCCAGGGACCCAAGAGCCAAUGAUUGUUUCUACCGUCUGGAAGCUGACACAAAUCCCCAGAAUUUUUCAUCUCCAGGGUACCCCACGGGCUACCCCCCCAAGUCACGGUGUCAGUGGCAAAUCCGAGCCUCGGAGGAAAACGUUAUAGUUGUAAAUUUCCUUUAUUUCUACAUUGAGGAUGACUGCUCAGACGACUUUGUCUACAUCUAUGACUCUUUGAGUCCAGACGAUUCUCAGGCCAUUACAAAGAAGUGUGGUCAGAGGCCUCCUUCUAACCCUCUGGAAGUUGUGUCAUCUAACAACAUCAUGCUGAUUAACUUUAUAGCUGAGACUCAUGCUCAGAAGCCUGGCUUCCAAGCCGCGUACAGUGUGAUCCCCAAGGCUGAUGUUACGUGUGGUGGCAGCCUUUCUCAAAAACAGGGAAACUUCACUUCCCCACUUUACCCAAGCUUUUAUCCUCCUGCUAAAGACUGCAAGUGGACCAUCACGGUCGCUCCUGGGAGCAAAGUACGGCUGAGGUUCACCAUGUUUCGCAUGAAAGAGCCUGGGGUGGACACGCGUUUAUGUCACAAAGACUAUGUGGAAAUUAUGGGAAACAAGUAUUGUGGAGAAGUCGCAUCGCUGUCUUUGACCUCUGACACCAACGUUCUAGUGGUUAAUUUCCACUCUGAUAGGUCUCACACUGACAAAGGCUUCAGUGCAGAGUACAGUUCCUAUGAUCCUUCAAACCCUUGCCCUGACCGGUUUGCCUGCACCAAUGGCCUGUGCAUCGACCAGAAAUUGAAGUGUGAUGGCUGGAACGACUGUGGUGACAUGAGCGAUGAGAGGCAGUGCAAUUGCGAUAAGGACCAGUUCGCUUGCAGUAAUGGCAUGUGUAAACCGAAACUCUGGGUGUGUGAUCAUGUCAACGACUGUGGGGAUGGAAGUGAUGAGAAAAUAUGCGGUUGUGCCCAAAAUGAGUUCCAGUGUGGGAACGGGGUUUGUCUGCCACAGAGUGUUCAGUGUGAUGAUAAGCAAGACUGCAAAGAUGGGAGCGAUGAGGUUGGUUGUAAAACUGAUACGAGUAUAUGCACUGACUAUAGCUUCAAGUGUAAGAGCGGAGUUUGUAUCAACAAGGUGAAUGCCGAAUGUGACCGCGUCCAGGACUGCUCUGAUAACUCGGAUGAGACCAUUUGUGAUUGUGGCACCAGGCCUUACAAGCUGAAUCGCAUCGUAGGAGGGCAGAAUGCUGAGCUAGGGGAGUGGCCUUGGCAGGUUAGCCUUCACUUCUCAACCUACGGGCCGACUUGUGGUGCCUCAAUCAUCUCUAACACGUGGCUUCUUUCGGCCGCUCACUGUUUUGUCACCAGCAACUCAGAGAACAACAAUCCAUCCCGCUGGCUGUCCUACAGUGGCAUGCAGAACCAAUACAGCCAUGACAACGUGCAGUCCCGCAAAUUGAAGAGAAUCAUCCCCCACCCGCUCUACAAUCAAAUGACAUCUGACUAUGACAUUGCUCUGCUGGAGCUCAGUGAACCUCUGCAAUUUGCCAAUACCAUACAACCCAUCUGCCUACCCGAUUCCUCCCAUGUUUUCCCAGCAGGCAUGUCCUGCUGGGUCACAGGCUGGGGCGCUCUCCGAGAAGGAGCAGGUCAAGCUGCACAGAUUUUACAGAAAGCAUUAGUGAAAAUCAUCAACGACUCCGUGUGUGACGUGGUCACAGAAGGCCAAGUCACCUCCAGGAUGCUCUGCAGUGGAUACUUGUCUGGAGGCGUUGACGCAUGCCAGGGUGACUCUGGAGGCCCCCUGGUGUGCUUCGAAGAGAGCGGGAAGUGGUUCCAGGCGGGCAUUGUGAGCUGGGGAGAGGGCUGCGCUCGUCGGAACAAGCCUGGCGUCUACACGCGCGUCACCAAGCUCAGAGAAUGGAUUAAACAGGAGACAAAUAUUUGAUGUUUGUGUGGGGAACAGGCUGGGUUGCAGAGUUAACCCAUCCUGUUGCUCAAGGUCAUCAGUGCUUUAAAAAAAACCCAUCAGAAUGAACAUGUUAUUCUGAUCAGAACAAAGCUACUCGCAUCAGCUACUUGACUUCAGGCAUGGUAUUUUAUGUAAUUUUUAAAGACGAUCUUUAGCACAAUGAGCAUAGUUACCCCCAUCAAUUCUUGACCUCUUUAAGCGGUAAAUACACAGAGAAAUAUGAAAUAUAUAGUUUGUGAAUUAUUUUUUUCACUCUUUUUGUCCAGUGUGACUAUUUUAAGGGAUUCAGAGUGUUUCUGAGUACAUUAUCAUACUCUGGAAAGUGGUUGUAUUUUAAAGUUUUUAAUGUGAUUUUUUUUUUUUUUUUUUCCCCCUCUUUUGUGAGAUGCUUUCAUCCUCUUGCGGCAGUAAAUAUUGCCAGUAAGCUCAUGCGGUAAGUAGCUAUAAAUUUAUGGUUUUAUGUAAUGACAGAAGUUUCUUUAAAAACAAAAAAACAAUAGCUACAAUAAAAACAAAUAACACAAGAACAAAAAUCCAGGUAGGGGAAUUUUCAUAUCCUACUAAAAUGAAUGAAAACCAAAAACUGCCUUGAAGGUAGAAAAUGCAGUAAUCAAUCUAAAAGCCCACAGUUUGCUUUGGAAAAUGGCCAGCAAUAAAGUACACCGGUUUGUAGUCAGCAGUCUGAAAAUAGGAAAAACACUAGCAUGAGCAUUGAAGAGUUAGACUGGAGUGAUUCAUAAAAAGUUGUAGCAACCCAGAUCAGUUUAUUUGUUAUUUAUAGAGGGCCCUGCCGGUGAAUGAUUAGGCAAAAUCUCAUACUCAAGAGAAGGGCAGAGGGUGGUGUUUAGGUCUUGCUGGCUUUUGCACAUGUCUGCAGUUAAGCUCAGGGCGACUGGGGUCUUCAAUCACACAGCCUGAGUGUAAAUCAGUGCGGUUUUCACUAGUUGCAAGAGCAAUGCAAGCCAUUCUUCACCGUGAGAGCUUCCUCUGUUUGAUCACGACCCAACUUCACCUUAAGCAACAUAUCUGACCCGAUGGUUUAUUCUAACGCAACUGUUACACUCAGGAUAAGAACUAGAAUUUUCCAAGGAUUAUUUAUUGAAGGGGAGGAAAUAUUAGAAUAAACAAUUGGCAGAGUUAUAUACAUAUGUAAAUGUGUAUUAUUUUUUCAAAAUAUGUAUGUAGAAAGUUGGGAGAGGCUACAAAUUUUAGAAGAUAUUUUCAUAAGCAUUGUAUACAAACUGUGACUUGGAUUAUGGACCUUUUAUUCUCUGUGUGUGUGUGCGUUUGUAUCUAUUUUUAUAUGAGUCAUGAUAAUAAACAUCUUUUAUCUGAUUCCUCUGCACCUAAUUACA